CACAGAGAGACGUCCUAUCAUCGUUUCUCGAAUCGCAUUGACGGCGAAGGCUACUAACCCACUCCUUCGUACGUAUUCACUGCUCCCUGUCAACCAUCAUUCAUCAUGACUCAGGACGAGCCGAAGUGCAUUCAUGUUUCGUUUCACGAUCAAGCGGCUCAGACUCCUGACGCCGUCUGUCUCAUCGAAGAAGAUCUGACAUUCACUUACGCCGAGGUCCAACGUCGCGUGAUUCUACUGGCAAAGGAACUCCGCGACAAUGGUUCCUGUACGAACGCUGUUGUUGCCAUUUUCAUGGAACCUUGUGCGGACUAUAUCAUCUCCAUGUUGGCUGUGCUGACGGCGGGGGCGGCGUACGUGCCGUUGGAACUCGCUUAUCCAAUCACCAUGUUGCAGCGUGUGCUGCACGAUGCUACACCUGUGGUGGUGGUGACUAAACAGGAACAACGAGCACUGCUGCCCGUGACAAACACGGCCUUGGCGGUUCUUUGUCUCGACGAUAACGAACAUCACGAGCUGCAGGAAACUGCCGGACAGCCAGAAUCACAGGCAGAACUAUUGCAGACGUAUCAGUCCUUUCCUCCAGUUUCGCUGGACGAUCUCGCCUUCAUUGUGUACUCCAGUGGUACUACGGGUCAACCCAAAGGUAUUGCAAAUCCGCACCGAGCUCCGGCCCUUUCGUACCGUUGGCGGUUUGACGAAUUCGUCGACCCUGGUCCAGGCAGUAUUGUAGCGUGCAACGUUUUCUUUGUUUGGGAAGCCCUGCGAGCCGUCAUGCGAGGCGGAGCUGUGGUCCCCGUUCCCGCUUCAAUCGUCUUUGAUGGCGAAGCCUUAUCUGUCUUUCUGCAUCAACACAGCGUUACGGAAAUGCUAUUUACACCUUCCCUUUUGGAAAACUUUUUCAAUACCAUGUCGGAAGCCGAUUUGCGAGCGCGAUUGGUUGCCUUGAAGACAAUUUUCCUUAAUGGGGAAGUCGUCACCCUGAAUUUGCGCGAACGUUGUUUCCGUUUACUACCCUCCGUUCGCUUCAUCAAUCUGUAUUCGAUUAGUGAGUGUCACGAAGUGGGUGCUGUCGAUUUGCGCGAAAUAGAUCUGAAUCUUUCCACCAAGUAUUGUCCGAUUGGUGCCCCAUGUACCUAUUCACCUGCAUACAUUCUAGACGAUGAAGGAAGACACGCUGUUGCACCUGGUGAUGCGGGCGAACUCUACAUUGGCGGAGACAUGUUGGCAGUGGGUUAUUUGAAUCUACCUGAACUAACGGCCACCCGAUUCGUGCCGGAUCCUUUUCGACCUGAUGAAGGGUGCAUGUACCGGACAGGAGAUCGUGCGCGAAUGUUGGAAAACGGACAGCUAGAAAUUCUUGGUCGCUGUGAUUUUAUGGUGAAAAUUCGUGGAUAUUCUAUCGUGCUAGGCGCCGUGGAAGCGGCACUGGUCGAAACCGUCUCUUUGUCGUCGUGUGUGGUUGUCGCCGACGGAGAAGAGGGCGAAGAUAAACACCUGGUGGCCUAUCUGGUGCGCGCACCCCAUGAGGAUGUUGAAACACGCCUCAGCCACUGGUCCAUUGAUACUCGUACCGGUGCUUGCCCAGAAAUUCGCCGCGCAGUCGACGGCGCCUUGCCACAUUACAUGGUUCCUAGUGUUUUUGUAGAAGUUGAAACAUUGCCAGUCAGUGCGGUCGGAGCAAAACUUGAUCGCAAGGCAUUACAGGCACAAUCGGCCGAUCGCAGGGCCAUGCUCCGGUCCUUGCAAUUGUCAGCCGAAACCCACACAACCCCGUUACAUACGGCUACUAGUCAUCAGCCAGCACGCUGGAAGCGCGUGGCGAAACAUUUACGGGUACCGCAUGGGUCGAGUCGAGAAGAUGUGGAAGAUGUCAUGCUCAUUUUAUGGGAAGUUGUUCUUGAUCGCGAGCCAGGCAUGUUGGACAGUAAUUCCGACUUUCACGAGCACGGAGGCCAUUCGCUUAGUGCUGCACGACUCGUCUCUUUGAUGAAUAAAACCUUCUCUUGCCGACUACUCGCAGUACAGCUGAUGCAAGGAAUGUCCAUAGGCACAGCAACAGAUGCUGUAGUGGCAUCUUGGUUGGAAGACCCGAUCUCCAAUGGUGGGGAAUCCGGAAGCAAUCGUGUACAUCAAAUGAAUGGAAGCGGCGGGACGAUUCCGAACGGCGCGUUGAGGACAGCAGAUGAAGAUCAGAUUAUCCAACAAGUACGUGGAGCUGCGGUCUUGCCGGAAGAUAUUAUACCAAAGUCUCAGGGAUUUCCGACUCGUGGUCUCGGCGAGAGCAAAGAAGUAUUUUUGACUGGAUCCACAGGCUUUCUCGGAGCUCACGUGCUGGCUGAGCUCCUACUCAAAUAUCCGUCCGCGACAGUGGUAUGUCUGGCUCGCUCCAAAGAUCCUAAAGUUGUUCAGAUUAAUCUGGAACGCUACAAGCUGUGGCAACCAGAAUUUUCUACUCGAAUUAAAGCCGUCAGCGGAGAUUUGUCGCUUGCGAAGCUUGGCUUGGAUCUAAGCAGCUGGAAGCAAAUAACACAGGCUGCUGAUGCUGUCGUCCAUUGCGGAGCUGCUGUGUCACUAACAUCUCCGUAUGCAAUGCUUGAAGCUGUGAAUGUGUACGGCACACUGAAUAUUAUUCGUCUUGCUUGUGAAUGCAAAGCCGGCACACCUCUUAUCUAUGUCUCGUCCAACGGAAUUUUCCCGUGUGACAAGGGCAAAGAUGAAAUUUUUCUUGAAAAUGAUGAUGUUGGGUGCCUGCCGGAUCGACUUGGAGCCAUGAACGGUUAUGGGCUUAGCAAAUGGGUUGCAGAGCAGCUUGUUGUCGCUGCGCACAAGCGAGGGCUCCCCACAAUGACAAUUCGUUUUGGCAAUCUAGGAUGGCAAUCAACUUCUGGGAUUGGUAACUCUUUGGAUUUUCAGAGUAUAAUUCUAAAUGGCGCUCGGCGAAUGGUGGUCCGGCCUCGUGUAAAAGGGUGGAAAUUCGAAAUCACGCCAAUCGAUUUUGCCGCAGCAGCGCUCGUCGGUCUUGCAGACACUGCUAUACACCUAAAAGCCGGGUCUAUCUUUAAUUGUGUCCAGUCAGAACUUGUCGAUGCAGACCGUGUCUUUGGUUGGGUGUCCGAGAGCGAUACCCUUUCUCUCUUGGCGCUUGACUUCGAAGACUGGCAACAGCGGGUAGACGAGGCGAGCAACGACGACCUGUCGCUAUCCACAUUGCAGGCCUUUGCCAUGGGGCUCCCAGGUGGAGCCUCGUACUUAUCCGAAUGUGCACAUCUAGAUUGCAGCAAGUUCGAUGCAGCCGUAGCCUCGCUUCAUCCCCCGUUACGGCGUCUUGGUCCUUCGGAACUUUCGGAGUAUUUCAAAAUCUUCCUUAGCGCCAACCCGAUUAUAUCGUCUGUGGCGGCCGACAGCGUCAUAAAGCCGUCUGCGGUCGAUCCCUCUGUUUCAACUGAACAUCAAGGUCCUCUGGCUGGUCAAGUUGCCGUCGUUACAGGCGCCUCGUCCGGAAUUGGUCGAGCAAUCGUCCUGUCACUGGUCCAAGCCGGAUGUAAUGUUGCUAUGGCUGCUCGUAGAUUAUCUGAGCUCGAAAAGACUCAAAAGGAAGUAGCUGAAGCGUGCAGCGGCUCUCCGGUUAAGAUGAUGUGCGUACGUACGGACGUUACGAAGCGCGACGAAGUGGCUCAUUUAGUACAGGUUGUAGAAGUUUCUCUGGGGCCAAUUGAUAUCAUGGUAAACUGCGCCGGGGUCAUGUACUUCACUUUGAUGAAAAAUGUAGUCUGGGAUCAGUGGGAAGCGCAAGUGGAUGUCAACUGUAAGGGAACGAUGUACGGAAUCGGAUCUGUACUUCCCAGAAUGCUCGAUCGAGGAAAAGGGCACAUCGUGAACAUUACAAGUGAUGCCGGCCGCAAGGCGUUUCCUGGGUUGGCGGUGUACUCUGGUUCAAAGUUUUUUGUCGAAGGGGUGAGCCAGGCACUUCGCGCGGAGACUGCCUCUACAGGGCUCCGAGUGACCUGUAUUCAGCCUGGUAACGUGGAGACUCCUUUGCUCUCGAAAUCAACCGAUCCCGAUGGGCUCGCAGAAUAUGGGACACCAACUGGCGCGAAGGUUCUCGAGCCGGCAGAUAUAGGCAGGGCUGUCGUAUACGCCGUGUCCCAGCCUGAGUGGUGUGCAGUAAACGAGAUUCUCGUCGAACCUCGAGACGAGCCCGCCUAA
Molecule: messenger RNA, 4209 nt
Organism: Phaeodactylum tricornutum CCAP 1055/1
Lineage: Eukaryota; Bacillariophyta; Bacillariophyceae; Surirellales; Neidiaceae
Gene: NRPS
Product: non ribosomal peptide synthase
Exons: 1
Coding region: 106-4209 (1367 amino acids)
Molecular function (GO): oxidoreductase activity
Source: RefSeq, a predicted model, not a curated record